CUGCACAUGUCUGUUUUCAACAACUCCGAGGUCAAGUAUUUUCUUCUAAUUGGGAUACCAGGACUGGAAUAUGCCCACGCAUGGAUCUCCAUCCCCAUCUUCCUCAUGUACCUUAUUGCCAUCAUGGUUUUUCAUUUUGUCAUCAAGACAGAGCCCUCCUUUCAUGAGCCCAUGUAUUAUUUUCUUACCAUGUUGGCUGUCUCUGAUAUGGGCUUGUCCUUCUCUUCCCUUCCUACAAUGCUUAAAAUCUUCUUUUUCAAUGCCAUGGGAAUCUCACUCAAUGCCUGUUUUGCCCAAGAGUUCUUUAUCCAUGUAUUCACUGCCAUGGAGUCCUCUGUGCUUCUGAUUAUGUCUUUGGAUCGCUUUCUUGCCAUUCACAACCCUUUAAGAUACAGUUCUAUCCUCACUGGCAGCAGAGUUGCUAAAAUAGGGCUAAUUUUAGCCUUCAGGAGCACAGUUUUGGUGCUUCCAUUCCCUUUCACACUAAGGAAACUGAAAUACUGUCAAAAGAAUCUCCUCUCUCACUCAUACUGCCUUCAUCAGGAUGUUAUGAAACUGGCCUGCUCUGAUAACAAGAUCAACUUCAUCUAUGGCUUCUUUGUGGCUCUUUGUACCAUGCUGGACUUUGCCUUGAUUCUUAUAUCUUAUGUGCUGAUCUUGAAGACAGUUCUCAGUAUUGCAUCUCUAGCAGAAAGGCUUAAGGCCCUAAAUACCUGUGUCUCCCACAUCUGUGCUGUGUUCAUCUUCUAUGUGCCCAUCAUCACCCUGGCUGCCAUACAUCGCUUUGCCAAGCACAAAAGCCCAGUUCUUGUAGCCCUUAUUGCAGAUAUGUUCUUGUUGGUACCACCCCUGAUGAACCCCAUUGUGUACUGUAUAAAGACUCGACAAAUCCGGGAGAAGGUCUUGGGAAAGUUGUUUAACGUAUGUGUGAGAUAA
Mastomys coucha (southern multimammate mouse) is the source of this 936-nucleotide messenger RNA. RefSeq names its product olfactory receptor 51A7. Gene Ontology annotation, molecular function: olfactory receptor activity; G protein-coupled receptor activity. The record is from RefSeq and is a predicted model, not a curated record. Gene Ontology annotation, cellular component: membrane. NCBI's taxonomy places the organism in Eukaryota, Metazoa, Chordata, Mammalia, Rodentia, Muridae. Gene Ontology annotation, biological process: G protein-coupled receptor signaling pathway.